This is a messenger RNA of Raphanus sativus (radish), 1381 nucleotides long. RefSeq lists its product as uncharacterized. The record is from RefSeq and is a predicted model, not a curated record. Bases 514 to 1122 code for a protein of 202 amino acids. The transcript has 8 exons. NCBI's taxonomy places the organism in Eukaryota, Viridiplantae, Streptophyta, Magnoliopsida, Brassicales, Brassicaceae.
AGUUGUAGUGGCUAGGGUUUCACGAUCACCUUCUUCAUCUGUAAUCUUCAACUCGCCGUUUUUUCCAUCUCUUUCCCUUCCUCCGCUGCAAACCGUUUUCAUCUCUUAACCUUCCUCGACCUUCAACUUUGUCUUAACUUUCGAAAUAAAUGUUGAGUUCACCACAUAAACUCUUCAACGUUUGGGUUUUCUUCCUCGGUUGCGUUCGUUUUCUUAUAAAUAGGGGAUGGAUGAUGCUGUGAGAAUCGUUCGCAGACACUCUCUGUUUCAAAUUGUUUUCCCGCUUUCAAAGAUUCUCAGACAGAUGACUUCCUCCGGUGCCGACAUUGUUGCUCCAACAUCCUUCGACGAUCUCCACCUGGGCAGAUCUGCGCAAUUCGUGGUCGCUCGCCUCUUGCGUUUCUGGGACUCCAGGAACAUUAAGAAGCAAGGUGAAUUCAUGGGAAUCAUCUUGCUUUUCCUUGAUGAGCAGGUUUACGAAGUGGUUCCAUUCUCAAAGUUGCCGGCUUUGAGAUGGCUAGAUGCACCAAGAUGUACAAGAUUACUGACAAUCCAUUUGUUAUCUGGUUCCUCCCACAAACAACCAUUGAUGAAGUCUUGGUCAAUGCUCCUAAUAUCAGCCUCCAGAAAUUCAUGCUGAGGAAGUUUGAGCAUCUUCAAGCUCUUGCCAACACGAACUUAGAAUUCCCAGAUGUUGUUGGAAUGAUUAGUUCCGUCCAAGGUUCCGAGCUUUCAGACGCCUCAGUGAUGCCUCGAGUUGUUGUCCGCUUCAUCAUCGAACCUAAUGUUGUGGUCUACCUGACCUUAUGGGACGAAGCUGCGGCAGCCAUUCGGGGACUCAUCAGCUCAGGCAAGAGAACACAGACUGUGAUGGUGGUCACAACUGUGAAUCCAAAAAUCUUUGCAGGUAAUUUGUACCUCAACUCCACCCAAGCUACGAAAUUUUAUUUCGACAUGAAUCUUCCGGCCAUCACCCAGUUCACAGCUAGCCUAGGAGGACCAGUUGGUGAAGCUUUUCGUUGCAUCGAAACAAAGGAGGGGGUUAAGAAAAAGGAAAAUGUUUCCAUUGGAGAUCUGAACAAAUUCAUCUCCAACUCUGAUGAGCAGACCCAAGAUGCAUAAUUCAUUUGCAAGGCUAGAGUUCUUGAGGUACUCAAACAGAAUGGGUGGUCUUUUGUUUCAUGCACUGGCUGCAGCAGAAAGUUAGAUCAAUCAGGCACCUCACUCUGUUGCAAUCAUUGUGGUAAUGCCAACGUCACCGGUGUUAUAAAGUACUAUGUCGAAUUGUCAAGUUUCAAGCAUCAACACCGGCUGCUCUUUAAUCAAUGUAAUAUGCAAAGGGUUCACGAAAUAGCAAUGCAAUGUUUUUUUUUGAAUCAAU